Messenger RNA from Labrus mixtus (cuckoo wrasse), 3106 nucleotides. RefSeq names its product sorting nexin-14-like. Bases 153 to 2951 code for a protein of 932 amino acids. The record is from RefSeq and is a predicted model, not a curated record. The transcript has 30 exons. Gene Ontology annotation, cellular component: late endosome. Gene Ontology annotation, biological process: autophagosome maturation. NCBI's taxonomy places the organism in Eukaryota, Metazoa, Chordata, Actinopteri, Labriformes, Labridae. Gene Ontology annotation, molecular function: phosphatidylinositol-3,5-bisphosphate binding.
AACAUGGAAAACAUCGAGUGAAAAACUCUGAAAGUUAAUCUUUUUUAUAAACGUGUGGACUAGUCUGAGCUUCAGACGAAGACUGAGCCUUUGGAGAAAAUGUUUGUUUUUAUAUGAAGAGGAUUUCCGGUGGUUUCGUCGCCGUGUGAAGGAUGGCAGGUAUUUUAAGGUUUCUGAAGCUGGGGCUGCAGGUCGACGUCCUGAGAGAAACUGGACGUCAGUAUCCGGUCUUCUGCUUCCUGCUGCUGUCGAUGCUCUCUCUCACGGUGCUGCUCAACAGGUAUAUCCACAUCCUGAUGGUGUUCUGGUCCUUCCUGGCUGGCGUCAUCACUUUCUACUGCUCCCUCGGACCAGAGUCUCUUCUCCCAAAUAUCUUCUUCAGCGUGAAGCCCAGGAACAAAAGGCAGGAGCAGGAGUUGUUUCCUCUGGGACACAGCUGUGCCGUGUGCGGGAAGGUCAAGUGCAAACGUCACCGGCCGACACUUCUCCUAGAAAACCACCAGCCAUGGUUGGACCUGAAAGUUCAUUCAAAAGUGGACGCAUCGGUCGCAGAGGUGUUUGAGUUAGUCCUGGAGAACUUUGUGUACCCCUGGUACAGGGACAUCACAGACGAUGAAGCGUGCGUGGAUGAACUGAGGAUGACCUUCCGCUUCUUCGCGUCCGUGCUCGUCCGCCGCGCUCAGAAGGUGGAUGUUCCCGCUGUGUUUGCAGACAAAGUGAUGAAAGCUGCAAUGAAGCACAUUGAAAUCAUCUCAAAAGCUCGACUCAAAGUGAACAACGUGGACGCUCUCCAACAGGCCGGGCUGGAUGAAUACGGCCCUGACCUCCACAUCGCUCUGCGCAGCCGGAAAGACGAGCUGCUCUACCUGAGGAAGCUGACUGAGAUGCUGUUUCCAUACGUCAUGCCUCCCAAGGCCACAGACUGCAGGUCUCUGGCUCUGCUGAUCCGGGAGGUGAUGGCUGGAUCUGUUAUGUUACCAACCAUGGAUUUCAUGGCUGACCCUGAUACUGUGAACUUCAUGGUGCUCAUAUUUGUUGAUGAAACUCCACCUGAAACAGACACUGACACUCCAUCCACCCUGGUUCCAUUUUUACAGAAAUACGCCAAUGACAGCAACAAGAAGGCGUCUGUGCUGAAGUUGGAGCUGAAGGAGAUUCGGGACGAUCAGGAUCUCCUUUUUCGUUUCAUGAACUUCCUGAAGCAGGAAGGAGCCGUGCAUGUGCUGCAGUUCUGCCUCACUGUGGAGGAGUUCAACGAUAAGAUCCUGAGUCCCGAGCUGAGUGACUCGGAGCUGCAGCGUCUGCACGGCGAGGUGGUGCACCUCUACGAGACGUACUGCCUGGAUGAGAGCAUCGACAAGAUCAGCUUCGACAAGGUCAUCAUGGACGAGAUCGGAGACAUUGCUAUGGGUCCGUACUCUGGUGUGGUGAAGCUUCAGAAGAUGCACUGUCUGUUUGAGGCGUAUGAACACGUCCUGUCUCUGCUGGAGGGAGUCUUCACCCCCAUGUUCUGCCACAGCGACGAAUACUUCCGACACCUGCUGAGAGGAGCCGAGUCUCCAACCAGAAACUCAAAAAUCAACAGAAAUAGCUUCAUUUUGGAAGAGAGCAGAAACUUGUCUAAAAGAGGCGAGUCGUUCGGGAUCAGCAGAAUCGGCAGUAAAAUCAAAGGUGUGUUCAGGAGCACGACCAUGGAGGGAGCCAUGCUGCCGCCCAGCGCCAUGAACGACAUAGAGGACGACGUGGUGGAGGAGGCGACCGUGGUGAUGGAGGAUGACUCCACGUUGGAGCCGGCCAGCACCCCGGGCUCCCUGAGGAACCUGUCGGCCUGGAGCAUCAGCAUCCCCUUCAUCGACGUCUGUGACGACGAGGCCAAGAGGGAGAAGGUCCCCGUCUUCUGCAUCGACGUGGAACGCAACGACAGGAAAGAAGUUGGUCAUGAAACUGAAAAGUGGUCGGUCUUUAGACGAUAUCUGGAGUUCUACGUGCUGGAAUCUAAACUCACCGAGUUCCACGGCACUUUUGCAGACACACAGCUUCCUUCCAAAAGACUCAUUGGACCUAAGAACUACGAGUUCCUCGUUUCAAAACGGGAAGAGUUCGAGGAGUAUUUACAGAGACUCCUGCAGCACCCAGAGCUCAGUAACAGUCAGCUGCUGGCUGACUUCCUGUCUCCACACAGCGUGGAGUCUCAGUUCUUGGACAGGAUGCUGCCGGAUGUCAACCUCGGGAAGAUUUUCAAGUCUGUCCCUGGAAAGCUGAUGAAAGAGAAAGGACAGAACCUGGAGCCCUUCAUCCAGUCCUUCUUCAACUCCUGUGAGUCGCCCAAACCCAAACCCAGCCGGCCCGAGCUGACCAUCCUCAGCCCAACCACAGAGAACAACAAGAAGCUCUUCACCGACCUGUUCAAGAACAACGCCAACCUGACGGAGAUUUCAGACCGGAAACACAACCUCAACUGCUUCAUGGAGAAGGUCUCCGUUAACGGCAUGUACGACUGCAUGAUGUAUGUCGGUCGGGUGGUGUUUCACACGUCGGACUGGCUGCACCACGUCCUGGCUGCGGGGAGGAUCCUGUUCAAGAACACGUUUGAAGCCUACAUGGAUCAGUACAUGCAGUCCAAGCUGGAGCAGAUCCUGCAGGAGCACCACAUGGUGUCCCUCAUCACACAGCUGAGAGACGCCGUCUUCUGUGAGAGCAGCGUCGAGCGAACAACAGAGGACAAAAAGAUCCGAGCCAAGCAGACGUUUGAGGAGAUGAUGAAGUAUUUACCAGACUUUGUGGUGAAGUGCAUCGGCGAGGAGGCGAAAUAUGAAGGCAUCCGCCUGCUCUUUGACGGCAUCCAGCAGCCGCUCCUCAACAAGCAGAUGACGUACGUCCUGCUGGAUAUCGCCGUGCAGGAGCUUUUCCCCGAACUCACCAAGGGCGUGAAGGAAGCCAUCGUGGUGUGAAUCGUUUGACAGACUCAACACUGAUCUCCUCUUUUCCUGGAUCGCAGACGUGCAAUAAAAACCUCAGCUGUUUCCAAACCCCCUCUGGGAUCUUCUCCACAUUCCCAUGUACAUUCAUGCACUAAUAAUAAAAACAGAUAUAUUUAUUAAGGUCA